AUUUUUUUAAAUUUUUAAUAGCUUUAUUAGUCAUACCUUAUCAUUGUAGUUAAGUUUAUGAGAAUCGCUGUCCGUACGUAAACAACGAGAAUAUUAAUAAAUAUGUACAAAGAUAUCAUUAAAACCGUCGUGCCGGCAGUUAUGCUUUUGCUUGUAUUCUCUGUGGUGGGUAUAUUUGCCUCAUCAGAAGUAAGCAAUGACACGUCCGCCAUUGGAACAAAUACAAAUAUCACAACAACAGAUACAGCAGAUUACGUUUAUUACUACGACAAUAAACCGCUUGAAACACAACAGAAUGGGAUAACAAAGGAAGAAGUAGAAACAAUGUUCAAUACUAAAUUGGGGACAUUCAUGAAAAGAGAAUUUAAAGACAAUGUUAAUAUUGUUGCAAAGGAACUGCUAAACAUGAGAAACAACUGCAUUACCAAACACGAUAAAUAUUGGUAUUACGACUACGGUGUGAACGACUGCAGGAACUGCCUGCGUGAAGAUUGCGAAAGGAAUGAUGUGUGCGUUGCGCAAUGUGGAGAAAUUCUUCGUGUGAAGGCUUUAGAAGAAGAGUCUGCGAGUAAUCGCAAUUUAGCGAUAAUAUCACUGACAUCGGUGGGAAUACUAUUUGUAGUUGUUGUAGUUGGAUUCUCGAUGUCGACAUUCAAUAUCUACCGCUUGAGCAAGAAAUACGAAACCGUAAAACCAGUACGAAAUGUUCAACCAACGAAAGCUGAUGCCGAUGAAGCUGCUGAGAAAUUGGUCAAAGUAAUUUGUCAAACAGAUAGCGGUACAGGAUCAGCAGUGACAAUUGCAGAGGAAACUUAGCAUUUACGAUUACACUAAAGUGCUGAUGAAAACCGUCACUUCGCCCUAAUGAGAGAUCUCAAUGAACCAGCACAAGCUAUGAGGAAUCCGAGUCAGGUUAAAAAUGGAGCAAAAGAAAAGAGAGUUUUUACCGGAGAAAUAUAGAUUUGAAAUUAAGUUGUUUGACAAGGACUUGUGAAUAAUUUUAAAGAAUUUCAAUUUUAGUAGAUUAUUGGUAGUAGAUAUUGAUUGUCAUCAAUAUAUUCUAAUUGAUUUAUGUUUUAAUGAUGAUGACGUGAGAAUUUGAUGAAUUUUUGAAUAACUGUGAAUCAACUUAAUUGACUUGAUCAACUUAUCUAUAUACAAAUUCUGCUGUUGUAUAUUAUUUUUUGUUUUUGUUUGGUUUGAUUGUGAAUAAAGUGGUUGUAACUCAGA
Molecule: messenger RNA, 1230 nt
Organism: Styela clava
Lineage: Eukaryota; Metazoa; Chordata; Ascidiacea; Stolidobranchia; Styelidae
Source: RefSeq, a predicted model, not a curated record